GGAUAUGGCCACCCAGCUGCUCCAUCUAUCCCAUCCGCACACCACGUGACCCACUUCUCCUGUGUCCUUCAGUAGUUCAUUCAGCAUGAUGGCUGCGGAUGCUGCUGAUGCUCUAUGCAGCAUCCUGCAUCCGCACCGGUUCUCUCUCCUCUUUCUCACCGUCACCCUCUCCUCUCUGCCGGCCCCGACAGCAGCGCUGCUCGGCGUCCGGCCAGAAGACACCCAGAGCGGGGAGCUGUCCGUGCAGGAUGGGAUACUGAAGGCGACCGAAGGGACCCGCUUCAUGCUCCGGGUUUACUACUCCGCAUCCUCCGCUACAGAGCAUCCCAACAACCUGAACAUCAGCGGCAGACCUGAUGCAGCUCCGUGGAUCGCGUUUAUAGAGGAACCAGGUGGGGACAGCGGGGACGCGGAGAUGCGGCUGCGGUCAAGAGGGAAUCCGUGCGAAGAGGAGAGUGCCCGGAGCUCUGACAUUGAGCUUCUGGGCUCUUUUAGAUCCACCUCAAGUCAAAACUCAGUUUUGGUGGAGCUGCUUGCUAAAGACCUGCGCAGAGGUGAGGUGAUCAAAUACUACUCCAUGUGCGCGUUCGAUGGAGUCAAAUGGGAACAUUUCAGCACCAAAGACUUCUGGCUGGCGGUGGUGGAGAGACCUCCAGAGACAGAUGUUUGGCUCCAGGCGGGUGUCUCUGUGCUCUUGCUGGGGCUGUCUGCGCUCUGCAGCGGUCUGAACAUCAGCAUGCUGGCUCUGGACCCCGUAGAGCUGCGUGUCCUCCAGAACAGUGGGACAGAGAAGGAGCAGAAAUACGCACGGAAAAUAGAAUCAGUGCGUAAACACGGAAACUACAUCCUGUGCACUGUGGUGCUGGGCAACGUGCUCACAAAUACGUGCUUUGUGGUGUGGAUGUGCCAGAUUUUAGGAAUGACUCUCCUCUCCACUGCCUCGUGUACUCUGGGGAUAUUUUUUAUUGGCGAGAUUUUACCUCACUCCGUGGCGUCCAGGCACAGUCUCGCCAUCGCCUCCAAGACACUCUGCGCGACCCGCCUGCUGAUGCUGGCGUUUUUCCCCAUCGCUUACCCAGUCUCCAAGAUUCUAGACAUCAUGCUGCACCAAGAGAUCAGCAGCUUUUACACGAGAGAGAAGUUGGUGGCCAUGCUGCGCGUCACAGACCCGUACCACGACCUCGUCAAAGAGGAGCUCAACAUUAUCCAAGGAGCUCUGGAGUUGAGGACCAAGACCGUAGAGGACGUGCUGACCCCGCUGUCAGACUGCUACAUGUUGUCCUCGGACGCUGUGCUGGACUUCUGCACCAUGUCUGACGUGAUGCAGAGCGGUUUCACCCGGAUCCCGGUCUAUGAGAAUGAUAGGUCUAACAUUGUGGACAUCCUGUUUGUCAAAGACUUGGCCUUUGUGGAUCCUGACGACUGCACUCCUCUGAAAACAAUAACUCAGUUUUACAAGCAUCCCAUGCACUGCGUGUUCAAUGACACCAAGCUGGAUGUGAUGCUGGAAGAAUUUAAAAGAGGUAAAUCCCACCUGGCUGUGGUGCAGAGGGUGAACAGCGAAGGGGAGGGAGACCCCUUCUAUGAAGUGAUGGGCAUCGUCACCCUGGAGGAUGUCAUCGAGGAGAUCAUCAAGUCUGAGAUUGUGGACGAGACGGACCUGUAUACUGAUAAUCGAAACAAAAGGCGAGUAUCCAACCAUGAGAGGAAACAGCAGGAUUUCUCUAUCUUCAAACUGGAAGAAAAUGAGUUGAAAGUGAAGAUCUCGCCCCAAUUGUUGCUGGCAACACAUCGCUUCUUGGCUACAGAGGUGGAACCUUUCAGGCCGUGUCACCUGUCAGAGAAGAUCUUGCUGCGUCUCAUUAAACAUCCCAGCGUUGUGCAGGAACUCAAGUUCACUCCCAAGAACAAGUACGCCCCUCAACACUAUCUCUUCCAGAGAAACAAACCUGUCGACUACUUUGUCCUCAUUCUGCAGGGACGGGUGGAGGUAGAGAUAGGAAAGGAAGCUCUCCGGUUUGAAAAUGGAGCAUUUUCCUAUUAUGGCAUGCCAGCACUCAUCCCACCACUGCCUGUUGGUCAGAGGUAUAGUUCCCGGGCCAGUGGUCUCAACCAAUCAGAUUUAUUACUGAGUGGAGGCAGUGUGGGUCAGCUCGCUACAGGAGGAGGGGUCUACUUACCAGACUACUCAGUCCGACAGCUCACAGACCUGCAGAUCAUCAAGAUCACCAAGAACCACUACCAGAAUGCCCUAAUGGCCACCAGAAUGGACAGCUCCCCCCAGACACCAGACCCAGUGGAUCCUGAUGCUAAAGGAAGACCUCCGGUCCCAGAGGCCCGCUCACACAGCAUCGCCCUCCCUCUCACACACACACAUACUCGACUGGGGCUGGCUCGCCUUGCACAUCUCCAUCCCCAUGGUGGCCUUCGCAACACCUCCCAGCUCAAUGAAAGAAACCGUAUCGUCCGCAGUAAAUCUGAUGGGCAGAGGAGUCCCAACGAUACGGUGUUCCUACGCAUGGAUGAGAUUCCCUAUAUUCACGAGGACAGGACGGAAAAUUAUGGAGAAGAUGAUGUGCCAACAGAAUCUCAUCUGUCCACCUCUCCCUUCAUCAGCUCUCUGUCUCUGUCCGGCUCUGAGGACAACAUUGGAAAGAAGCUAUUGCGUAAACUGAGCAACAAGAGGAGGAAAAAGUCCCGGGACGGAGAAAAGAGUUUGGAAGAAGGUUCAGACCAACUGCCAGUGCUAAGCUAGCACAAUGACACCUUCUUCCUGUUUAUAACUCACUGGUUUCCCUUACUGAACAACCACCCAUUCAUAGCCUGCCUCCAUGCUCCAACACAACUCCCAAAGGAGACCGAGCUAUCUUAUCUGUUGUAGCCACCACUAAUACUCAGGUCCCCACUGGCACACUCUGUCCCACCUCUGCCUGACUCUCCACCCUAAAGGGAUUGCUGACUACAAGUGGGACGGGUCUGAAAAAACAACAUAGUAUUGGAUUUAUCCAGCCUUAAACUGGACUGUAUGGAUCUCAGCAGGUUUUCAUCACGUUUUGUAGUAAACAAGGCAAACCUUGUAUAUGUUUUACUUUUUAUAGUAGCUCUAUACAUAAUGUUGACAUUUAAUCAUGCUGUAAGCCAUAAUGUGUUACUGAGUUAAUACCAACCUCUGCCUGUACUUCACGUGGGCUCUACACAAUCUCUCAACAAUGUUCUUAGAUAAUAUCGGAACCAGAUCAAACCUUUUACUUGAUCGAACAAUUUAUACAAACAUAUUUAUGAUUUAUUUGUUAUUACAAAGCAGUUCCCACAUACUGAAAAUGUUGUUUGCACAAGGAACUGUCCUAAUGUUGCCAUAAGGGUGCCACCUACUGCCAACACAACCUGAAACACUAGCCAUCAGCUAACAAAAACAAUUAACCAGACAAGAGCACAAUUUUUACAGAAUUAUGAAAAAGCCAUGACUGCUUAUUGUAUACAAUGACCCUUUCAGCAACUCUAGAGGGGUAUGCACAAUUCUGAAGAUGCCCGUGGUAGAAAUAACGCGAUUUUUUUACCUGAUUUUUAUACGGAAGUGUUCUGACUUACCAAAAGUAAUUUGAAUACAGCAAUAUAAGUCAUCUAACAUACUGUAAGCGGCUUGAAUUCAUCACCACACAGCCACAUACAGUAAAUGCAUCCUUCCUGUGUAGAUGCAUGUGUCUUACAUACAGUCUGUUUGGUAUGUCACUUCACUUCUCUCUGCGUAUGUAGCUGUAUGGACACAAUUUUAAUGUUUCUAUCAAAAGCACUGUCACUCAUUCACCUUUUCUCUUGAUAUUUUUAAAAAAAUCAUUAGCUUGUUGUUUGAUUGCUUUCAGUAGAACGAAUAGGAGCGCUUAAUUUCAUCAAUUUCAACCUCAUCAUAAUAGCUCCUUUUCUAUGUACAGUUCAUCUGUCACAGGAUUAGUCACUAAAGCUGCAUUCACCAAUUAAAUAUAAGCUAUGGGUUUACAGGGUUUUGGAUCUUUGGGGUCUAGUAUUCUUAAAGAAAAAAAGUAGUUGCUACUUGCAUGUUUGUUUACGCCGCUUUUGCUGCUUUUAAGAAUUAUGCUCUGUAGAAAGCCCUUUGCUUUAGCAUGCUUUAGGGAAAGGGAUGCAUGAAAAGGAUGAUACAAAUAGAGGAAUACCCACAGAGGUGCAGUGUGUAAGUGACUGUAGAUUUUAUGAGCCAGCAUCCUGAAGUUUUAACUGUUAAUGUUGAGGGGGGAAAAAAGCGAUAAGUACGAUGAAUGGAACAAAGCACUGUUGCUCAAAAGGACUUCAGAAAGGGUCAGAAGUCACUCUAUCUACUGAAGAGGGCACUGGAGGCCAUAUAAUGCUGCUCACUGAGGGAGAUUUUUAAGCCAUUGUUCUAGAAAUGAUCUAUUACUGCAAUAAUGAAAUCAUGAUUUAAUCCUUUUUUUUUAGUGGCAGCUGCAGCUCAGGUCGGACUAAGCUGAUCUGCAUUGCAAAAUCUUGGCAGGUGCACUGCCCGACAGAACAGAGAGAACGAGAUAUGAAAGAGGAAAGCUAUGUGACGCACACUGACGUCAAGCCACCGCCUCCCUUCAAACACACACGCGCGCGCACACAUACAAGCGCACACACAGUGGUGUUUGGGGACACUGAGUGAAAUAAUUCAUUCUGCCUGGUAAGGCCAUGGAAGUACAAAGGAUAGUGCACUGCUAAGCUAUUCACAUUGAACUCUUUACGUACACAUAACACGCAAGGGGGAAGUCUUUUGAUCUGACAACUGACAGAGCAAGAGGAUUUGUGUGAAUCAGCAACGCUUUCAGCUGAAGGCUUGGAGAGAUUUUUCAGUUGGUUAACACCGAUUUAUAUUUGUAAGGAUUGGUAUCCUGUUUAUUUGUGGUACAAAAAGCAAUGUUACAUUUUGUAAUGUAAGAUUCAGAUGAUUAUAUAAGUCACCCAAAGAUAUCAAGAGACAGAACAGAUUAUUUAAACAGGGGAUAAUUUAAUUAUUAAUAAACUGACUGAACUAUUGA
This is a messenger RNA of Larimichthys crocea (large yellow croaker), 5027 nucleotides long. It is a transcript of the gene cnnm1, whose product is annotated as cyclin and CBS domain divalent metal cation transport mediator 1. Gene Ontology annotation, molecular function: transmembrane transporter activity. The record is from RefSeq and is a predicted model, not a curated record. Gene Ontology annotation, biological process: transport; magnesium ion homeostasis. The transcript has 10 exons. Lineage: Eukaryota; Metazoa; Chordata; Actinopteri; Sciaenidae. The coding region runs from base 86 to 2755 and encodes 889 amino acids. Gene Ontology annotation, cellular component: plasma membrane.